Aspergillus wentii DTO 134E9 is the source of this 495-nucleotide messenger RNA. RefSeq lists its product as uncharacterized. The transcript is spliced from 3 exons. Lineage: Eukaryota; Fungi; Ascomycota; Eurotiomycetes; Eurotiales; Aspergillaceae. The record is from RefSeq and is a predicted model, not a curated record. The coding region runs from base 1 to 495 and encodes 164 amino acids.
AUGCAGAAACAGGUUUUUUGUCUGUCUGUCCUUUGUCUUUUUCUUUUUUUUUCCGCCUCUGUAAUUUUUCCUUCUGGAAAGAGAAACAAGCGGCGGGAGAAGAUACUAGGAGAUGAAGAAGAGGGGGCAAACAGGGCAAGGAAGGAUUACAAGAUGACUGAAGAACCGGAGGAAAAGUGGAGAGAGAAAAGUUGGAGAGACAGAAAGAGAGAGAAAAGAAAGAGGGAGAGAGGGAGAGAGAGAGAAAGAGAAAGAGGAGAUGGACAGCGUCCGGGCAGGCUGAAAAGCCUCAAUCAACAAGAUGAACUGGAGAGAGAACAUGGUAAUACGGAUACGACAAUACCGCCAACACGAGGCCAGUGGCUGGUGUUCCGGGCCGGCACAGUGUUACACGCGGCUCUGUUCCGGGCUGUAUUGGAGUUGACCAGUCAAGAAGCCAGAGAGAGAGAGAGCGAUGAAUCCGAUGAGAUCCACCAGGAAUGUUAUUUGCCAUGA